AUGGUGCGGCCGCCGGCACAAACUCCUCCAAAAUCCCAUCUCACGUUAGGCCUGGAAAUCAAGUUUUAUGCUGCCAUCAAGUCUUCUACUUUUAAUCGUACCAUGCCCAACGAGUGUAUUGUAACCCUGCUAGGCGAACGGCUUCGACGAGUUCGACUUUCUGGCCCCGAGGGCUAUGGCUCGAUGUUCAAGGUUGUUUUAGCCUCUAAGGAUCUCUCAGACGAGGAUAGGCUCGUGGAUUAUUCUCGAUGGAACUUGACUACAGACGCCACGGCGCGACCCCAGAACCCGGCUUGGUUUAGAGACUAUGAAGGCCAAGCCAUAGAAGUCAUAUCCCCUCCAUAUUGGGCACGCACUGCGCACUGGGAAAACGAUAUUCAACGGAUAUUUUCCUCCAGAAUAGGCCAAUUUAAUCCAAUUUCGGCAAGCGAGCUACGCCUGUAUUAUGAACUGAACAAUACCACCAGCUUCCACGUACACAUUGGCAAUGGUGUUGAUCCCGAUUCCUCCUUUCCAUUCCGCACGGUACGAAACUUGGCAAUGAUUUUAUUGGUGUAUGAGCCAACAAUAGACAGACUGCUUGAUGCUAGGUUAUAUGCACCUCCUAACCUCGUCAGCACGUAUGACCACUCCCAGGAGCCCCCAAACCUACCAGCACGGUCCUCAAGGAGAGUCUUAGCACGCCACCUCUUUAACACAUGCACAGACAUCCGAUCGGUGAUCCGAGCGAUGAGUCCCUUACCACCUGAUGAAACAUUGACUCCAGAUUGUCCGUGGUAUUAUAAGUUCAACUUCAAUCCCUUGCUUGAUUCACUAGAUGUGCCGCAGCCAGUUAUUACUACACCGGAUACUAUGAAGAAUGGGGAGAAUUCUAAAGCAGUUACCGAGCCAACUUCACUCAUUCUCCCAUCUGAACCACUGCCUCAACCCAAACUAAAUCCAAUGGCCAAACGAAAACCCCCAACUAUUGAAUUUCGACAGCAGAUUGGCACAAUGGACCCUGAUACCAUGGUCCACUGGGUUAGGUUUUUGACAGCUUUAGUGGAGUUUUCUAGCAAACUUACAGAUCAGGCGGUAAUUGAGUUUCUUGGGCUGGAAGACAUCGACAUCGAUUAUUCUCUUAGCGAUGACGGGCCGGUGUCAAACGAUGAAGAACAACAAACACCCUUUGUUACUAUCAGUACACCUACAGACCCAAUCGCCUCUCUAUCAGCUUUCGCCAUACUCACUAGUAUGCAACCCGUUGGAUCCCUCGCACGACUGCUCACCGCUAUGGACUCCACAAACAUAGAACUUGACUCCGAAACCACACGCUAUUGGAGGCGUAAAGUUUCACUAUAA
This is a messenger RNA of Microsporum canis CBS 113480, 1341 nucleotides long. RefSeq lists its product as hypothetical. The transcript has 3 exons. NCBI's taxonomy places the organism in Eukaryota, Fungi, Ascomycota, Eurotiomycetes, Onygenales, Arthrodermataceae. The coding region runs from base 1 to 1341 and encodes 446 amino acids. The record is from RefSeq and is a predicted model, not a curated record.